AUGGAUUCUAAUGCUGCUGCUGCUGCUGCUGCUGCUGCUGCUGCUGCUGCUGCAGCAAGAGCAGCAGCAGCAGGAGCAGCAGCAACAUCAGCAGCAGCAACUGCAGCAGCAGCAGCAGCAAGAAGCCGAGAAGCUGUAGACGGCACGGCUUUAACCAGCUGCAGCAGCAACCGCUGCAUUGAAGCAGCAGCAGCAGCACCAAGAGCAGCAGCAGCAACAGCAGCAGCAGCAGCAGCAGCUGCUGAUGCUGCUGCUGCAGCAGCAGCAGCAACAGUCGCUGCUUGA
Eimeria mitis is the source of this 285-nucleotide messenger RNA. RefSeq lists its product as uncharacterized. Lineage: Eukaryota; Apicomplexa; Conoidasida; Eucoccidiorida; Eimeriidae. The record is from RefSeq and is a predicted model, not a curated record. Gene Ontology annotation, molecular function: ice binding. Bases 1 to 285 code for a protein of 94 amino acids. The transcript has a single exon.